This is a messenger RNA of Paramecium sonneborni, 1570 nucleotides long. Lineage: Eukaryota; Ciliophora; Oligohymenophorea; Peniculida; Parameciidae. The record is from the annotation of a GenBank genome assembly.
AUGGACAAUUACAUAAAGCUAAAAGAAAGAUUGUAAAUUAAGUUCAUAUAUAGUUAAGAUUGUUUAAAAAACCUGUUAGUGAUAAUGCUGAAAAUAGAUAUUGGAAUAGCUUUAAUUAAGUAUUAGAAAAAUAACAUAAUUAAUCAAUAAAAGCUAUCAAUGCCUCUAAUAAUAUUAAAUAGAAAAUAGCCAUAGCACAUGGCAAUACUGUAGAAAUUUUUAGCACAAACAAAAAUUAAAUAACAUAAACUCUUAGUAGAUUCAAAACUUAAGUGCUUUCACUUUAGUUAAGAUUUGAUUCUCAAUUAUUAGCGACAUCGCAUGAAGAUGGAUUAGUAAAUAUUAUGAACCUUAAGACGAAAACAUCAUUAAGAUAAUUUAGGAACUUUAAGAAACCAGUUCAUACAAUAAGUUUUAACAAUACAGAUUAAUUGUACGCAGCUGGAGAUGAUGGAGUAUAUAUUAUUUUAAAUAUAAGACUAUUAAACUUUUUGACAUUCCAAAUGAUACUGUCAUUAGAAGCAUACCUAAUGCUCAUAAUGAUUUUAUUAGAUGUAUAGUGGGAUAUGAAGAAGAAUAAUUAUUAUCUUCAUCUUAUGAUAAAACAAUAAAAUUAUUUGAUUUGAGAAGCAGUACGAAUGAUCCAAUUAGAUCUUACUUUACAAAUCAUCCAGUCGAAACUUUAUUAAUAUUACCAAAUAAAUUAAAUUUUAUCUCAGCAUAAGACUAAUUUACUACUUUAUGGGAUUUCAGAAAAGAUAAUUUUAUUUAAGAAUUACACACAAACUAGUAGACAGUUACCUCUUUAUCUUUAGCUUAAUAUCAUGAUUGUAUAAGAUUAAUUACAGGAUCUUUGGAUCAAUAGGUUAAAUUUAUUAGACCAGAUAUUCUAACUGUAACACAUUAGCUUAAAUGGAAAAGUCCUGUAAUGGCUUUGGAUGCUUCAUUAGAUGGUUUUAAUUUAGCUAUUGGAGGAAAUGAUGGCCAAUUAUAAAUCAAUUAAUUAAAACCUUCAAAAAAUGAUGAAGAUAUAGAAGAAGAGGAGGAUUAUAUACCAGAAUAUCUAAAGUGUAAUCCGCAUUUAUAAAGAAGAAUAAAAAAUUACAAAUUUUAUAAUAGAGGAAUUUAUUCUCAAUUGAUUGAUUAUGAUUUUAAAGUUCCUACAAUGUAAAAUUAGAGAUUUUAAGGAUAUGAUAAGUUGUUUGUUACUUUCAAGUAUAAAGAAGCAAUUCUAAAGGUUAGUAAUAAUAAUUUAGUUUUAGGCAUUUAAAGAAAAGAAAACAUCAAUGAUUCUUACUCUUGUGGAGGAAUUAUAAGAAAGAGGGGCUUUGGAAGUUUCACUAAAAAAUUUAGACGAUGACGAAUUAGAAAUAAUAUUAUAGUUUAUUUUAUCAAAGAUGUCCAAUCCGAAGUAUUCAACUUCAAUGCUACAUGUUUUAGAAGUCAUAAUAGGUAAAUUUAAAUGGAUAUUUUAGACUUAUAUACUAUUGGAGAUAUUUAUGAAUAUGUUCAAGAAGAGUUGGAAAUCCAAAGAGAAUUGGCAAUAUUAAAAGGAAUGAUUGUGAUAUGA